Messenger RNA from Daldinia childiae, 810 nucleotides. RefSeq lists its product as uncharacterized. The transcript has a single exon. NCBI's taxonomy places the organism in Eukaryota, Fungi, Ascomycota, Sordariomycetes, Xylariales, Hypoxylaceae. The record is from RefSeq and is a predicted model, not a curated record. The coding region runs from base 1 to 810 and encodes 269 amino acids.
AUGUCUCCCGUACCUAGAACACCUCCGCCAGAGCCGUCACCUGACUCAUCUGAUGGAUUCCACUCUCUGCCUCACACAACUCCACGACGGGGCUUGACUCCUGCGAUUGCUUACGGACUCGACGAUGAAGACGACGUCAAAUUGACUUCGCUCUCGGGCCAUGAGAUAUUGGAAAAGCAUUAUCAAAUGCCUCAGAUGCCCACCUGGCCAUCGCCCUUUGACUCUCCAACAUCAGACAGGAUGAGCUCAUCGGCUUCCAAAUAUCCCUGGUUCCAGGAGAAUAUCGUCAAAUCCGUACGCAUGACGGAACACCCACCAGACUGGCGCCUUUCGGCAUGGGGCACACCAUCUCGCUCCUCCAGCGGACGGGAGGGUCGGGCACAGCAGUCUUACUCCGGGGGUACAUUCGUUGGCUACGGCAACAACCCUAAGCGGAUACGGUAUCACGAACAUGAUCCUGUCCGGCGGUUCCUUGCUGCAGAGCUCCAUCGAAUGGCAGACAGUCCACCUAGUCAAAACAACGCCACCAAUACCGAAUCACCUACAAUACCUCAAUCCCCCAACCAGGCGCCAAAAUCUCGUAAGAGAGGCGCCACCGCAGUUGAGAAUCAAGACAAAGAUCUCGACGCAGCGAUUAGGGAGAACGGUGACGAGGACUGGAUGGACACCAAACUAGUCCCUGGCAUGGCUGAACUCGAGCUUUCUCGCAAAAGUCCAACCCCGAGAGGGCGGCCCUCAAAGCGAGCAAAGUACACCGAAGCAGACUCAGACUACGAGGGCAUUACCGACUGUCCUCAAACCAGUUAUUAG